AGAAAACAAAUCUCUUUGUGUGUACUUGCAUCCUCGCAAGGUUUGGCUUUAUUUUGACUUCAGAAUAACUUCUCCUCUCUAUUUUCACUAAUAUAUUUAUUUUUUAGUUUUUUUUCUCUCUUCAAAAUCUUCUCAAUCGGUGGUGUUAGCCAUAGCCAAAAGCUCAUCCUCUCUGAAUCGCUGGGAUCGACAGAGAACUGUCUUGAAAACUUUAAAUCAGACCGUUCGUAGAAACUACACAGAAGCAGCAUCUCAAGGAGAAAUAAAAUCAUUAGACUACUAAUGUUUGAUGCUCUUCUUUUGAUCACCUCUGUUUAGUUUAUGAUCAGACUCAUCGUUGUUCUGCCUAAUUUUUAUCAGAUGCAGAUUGGUGAUUCAUGUUUGUGUUGAGUUUUAAACCGACAGAACUAUUGUCAUAGAUAUAUACAGCAAAAAAUGGAUGUUAACGAAGUUGAAGAAAGUUUCUUUGCCCCUGGUGAUGCCAAGCUACAUGGAGAAAUGUGCAACGCCCUUUCAGUGAUCUACUGCAAGAUCAUGUCUGUUUUCCCCUCUCUCGAAGCUGCUCGGCCGAGAAGCAAAUCUGGAAUACAAGCUUUGUGUUCACUUCACGUGGUUUUAGAAAAAGUGAAGAACAUUCUACGCCAUUGCACUGAAUCUAGUAAACUAUACUUGGCUAUAACAGGAGAUUCAGUAGUUUUGAAAUUUGAAAAGGCGAAAACUUCUCUUAUAGAUAGCCUUAGGCGUGUUGAAGAUAUAGUCCAACAGUCCAUUGGCUCUCAGAUUUUGGAGAUUAUAAUGGAACUAGAGAACACUCAGUUCUCCCUCGAUCCAUCAGAGAAGGAAGUUGGCGAUCAAAUCAUUGGACUGCUGCAACAGGGAGGCAACUUCGAGAGCUCAUCUGACAACAACGAGCUAGAAAUUUUCCAUCAAGCUGCUACUAGACUAGGCAUCACAUCUUCAAGAGCAGCUCUAAGUGAGCGAAGAUGCCUCAAGAAACUCAUCGAGAGGGCAAGAAUGGAAGACGACAAGAGGAAAGAAUCAAUAGUAGCGUACCUCUUACAUCUCAUGAGAAAGUACUCAAAGCUAUUCAGAAGCGAGAUUUGGGAUGACAAUGAUUCACAAGGUAGCAACUCAUUGCCUUGUUCACCGACCAUUCAAGGCUCUCUAGACGAUCCUCCAGGCCGUGCUUUCGACAGACAGCUGUCUAAACUAAGUUCCUUCAACUUCAAAUCUUGCAAUAACAAUAGAAGAUCUGUGCAGAUGUCUGUUCCUCCAGAUGAGUUAAGGUGUCCCAUCUCAUUGCAGCUUAUGUAUGAUCCUGUUAUCAUUGCCUCUGGACAAACGUAUGAGAGGUUAUGUAUUGAGAAAUGGUUUAGCGAUGGACACAACACGUGUCCCAAGACUCAGCAGGAGCUUUCUCAUCUCUGCUUGACUCCUAACUAUUGCGUCAAGGCUCUGAUAUCGAGUUGGUGUGAGCAGAACGGUGUUCAGGUCCCUGAUGGACCUCCUGAGUCUCUAGACCUUAACUACUGGAGGCUGGCGUUGUCUGUGUCCGAGUCAGGGAAGAGUGUUGGUUCUUGUAAGUUUAAGGAUGUCAAGGUGGUUCCUCUGGAAGAGAGUGGAACUAUUAAAGAGGAAUCAUCGUGUGAGUUAGAAUACCAGGAAGCUGAAGUUACUCUUGUUGAGCGGUGUACUGAUCUGUUGACCACUUUGAGUGGAGUGGAUACUUUGAGGAAGAAGUGUAGAGUUGUUGAGCAGAUGAGAGUGUUGCUAAAGGAUGAUGAGGAGGCUAGGAUUCUCAUGGGGGAGAAUGGGUGUGUUGAAGCUUUGCUUCAGUUUCUUGGAGCAGCUCUCAGUGAAAAAAAUGAUUCAGCUCAGAAAGUUGGAGCCAUGGCUCUCUUUAACUUGGCUGUGGACAACAACAGGAACAAGGAGUUGAUGUUAGUAUCAGGAAUCAUCCCUCUGCUGGAGGAGAUGCUAUGUAACCCACACUCCCACGGUUCAGUGACGGCACUUUAUCUGAACCUCUCGUGUCUCGAAGAUGCAAAGCCAGUCAUAGGUUCGAGUCUAGCAGUUCCUUUCAUGGUGAACCUUCUUUGGACAGAGACUGAAACCCAAUGCAAAGUCGAUGCCCUUCACGCUCUUUUUCACCUCUCCACUUACCCUCCCAACAUUCCCUGCCUUCUAUCAGCUGACAUAGUCAACGCUCUUCAAUCACUCACCGUCAGCGAUGACCAAAGAUGGACGGAGAAGUCUUUAGCUGUUCUGUUGAAUCUUGUUUUGAACGAGGCGGGUAAAGAAGAGAUGGUUUCAGUGCCUGGUCUGGUGAGCAACUUGGCCACUAUUCUUGACACUGGUGAAGCAAAUGAGCAAGAACAAGCGGUUUCUUUGCUUUUGAUAUUAUGCAAAUAUAGUGAGAUGUGUAGUCAGAUGGUUUUACAAGAAGGGGUGAUACCUUCUUUGGUGUCUAUUUCUGUAAACGGGACUCAAAGAGGAAGAGAGAGGGCGCAGAAGCUUCUGACACUGUUCAGGGAACUGAGGCAGAGGGAUCAAACACAUCACAUAACAACCGAACAGCAUGUAGAAGUUGUUUGUCCGGAAGAGGGAGGAUUCUCUGUGGCUGCAGCCGCUGUAACAGAGUCAAAACCACAGUGUAAGUCAGCAUCAAGAAAAAAAAUGGGAAGAGCAUUCAGUUUUCUAUGGAAAAGCAAGAGCUUCUCUGUUUACCAGUGUUAGUCGGUGUAAAGUUUGUACUUGUUCUCUCCCUCGGAGACUUAUUAUCUCUUUUUGAAAGUCUUUGGAGGUCACAAAGAAUGCUUUGUAUAGUUUUUUGGGUAACACUUUUGCCUUCUGUAUGGAUUUGCUGUGGGAUUUUUUUGGUUGAACUAAAAAGUAACUUGAAGAUUUGUUAAAUAUACAAAAAAAAAAAGAUUGUUGUCA
This is a messenger RNA of Brassica napus (rape), 2940 nucleotides long. Its product is annotated as U-box domain-containing protein 45. Lineage: Eukaryota; Viridiplantae; Streptophyta; Magnoliopsida; Brassicales; Brassicaceae. Gene Ontology annotation, biological process: protein ubiquitination. Bases 436 to 2736 code for a protein of 766 amino acids. The transcript is spliced from 6 exons. Gene Ontology annotation, cellular component: cytoplasm; nucleus. The record is from RefSeq and is a predicted model, not a curated record. Gene Ontology annotation, molecular function: protein binding; ubiquitin-protein transferase activity.